Messenger RNA from Prorocentrum cordatum, 613 nucleotides. NCBI's taxonomy places the organism in Eukaryota, Dinophyceae, Prorocentrales, Prorocentraceae. The record is from the annotation of a GenBank genome assembly.
GACCUGCGAGCCCCCUCUCGGGCUGCCCCCUCUGAGGGCCCCGCCGGCGCUGGCGGCGCCGGAGCUGCGGCAGCGGUGCAGGCGGCUGGUCGUCACGCACGGCACCAUCCUGCACCAGCACAAGAUCGGGUUCCAGCUCCGCAGCCUCUGGGACAGGUGGCGCCAGGCCUGCGCCGACGCCCGCGGGCACAGGAGGGCCGCAGCUCUGGAGGCGCGGGUCCAGGAGCUGGAGAGGCAGCUGGAGAGCGAGCGUCGCCAGCGCGAGGUCCUGAUCUCGGAGGUGGUCGGCAGCCAGGCGCGCCACGAGGAGUUCGACCACGUCCUGGAGGCGGAGCGCCGCGCGCGCGCGGAGGCGGCCGAGCGCUGCGAGGAGCUCGGGCGCGCGCUGGAGGCGGAGCGGCGCGAGCACCGCGUCGCCGACCUGUGGCAGGCGGAGCUGGGCGAGAGGCUCGAGGCCGAGAGGGCGGAGCACCGGGCGGCGGCAGCCGAGGCCCUCGAGGUGCGGGAGCAGCUCGAGAGGCUGCUCGAGCCCGCAGGGGCCCUCGGGGGCACCCAUCGGAUGGGAAGGCUCGAGCCUGAUCAUGUCGCGGCCGCGCCGUUCACCCAGACGUGA